Daucus carota subsp. sativus is the source of this 1721-nucleotide messenger RNA. Its product is annotated as transcription factor MYC1. The transcript has a single exon. Gene Ontology annotation, cellular component: nucleus. Bases 80 to 1525 code for a protein of 481 amino acids. The record is from RefSeq and is a predicted model, not a curated record. Gene Ontology annotation, molecular function: DNA-binding transcription factor activity; protein dimerization activity; transcription cis-regulatory region binding. Gene Ontology annotation, biological process: regulation of DNA-templated transcription. NCBI's taxonomy places the organism in Eukaryota, Viridiplantae, Streptophyta, Magnoliopsida, Apiales, Apiaceae.
GCAACAGUACUACCUCAAUCAAACAGUUCAUCUUGAUCUAUCUCCAAUCUCUCUAACUUCCUCUAAUCAAUUCACAUAUAUGGAAGACAUAAUUUCCUCUUCUUCGUCAUCAAUAUUCCCUUGUCAUGGCAGUCCAUCACCCACAAUUCAAGAGCGGCUACAAUUCAUUCUCCAAAACCGGCCUGAGUGGUGGACGUACUACAUCUUUUGGCAAACCUCAAACCACAAUGCCACUGAUGACCGCCUUGUGUUGUCAUGGGGUGAUGGCCAAUUCCGGGGUUCUAAUACUAGUAAUUUCGGAUUUGAGUCCGAGAGGGGAAAGGUUAUCAGAGGGAUUCAAUCUCUCUUCGCUGACUCCAGAACAAGCGGAGGUGAUCGUGUUUUUGUGGACAGUGAGUUUCCAAGUUGCGAGUGGUUUUUUAUGGUGUCGGUGACAAGGUCAUUUGUGGUUGGAGAUGAUAACAUUGUUAGCCGUACAUUCGGUUCUGGUUCGUACGAAUGGUUGGUGGGUGACGAGGAGCUUCAGUUCAAUGCAUGUGAAAGAGCCAAAGAAGCUUAUCUUCAUGGAGUCAAAACACUAGCUUGUAUUCCCACUUCUUGUGGGAUAAUUGAGCUAGGUUCCUCAAAUGUUAUCAGACAGGACUGGGGUCUGGUCCACCUAGCCCAGUCUGUCUUCGGCCCUGACAAUAAAAACAUGAUCACUUGUCCACCGAAUUCCAGUACUCAUCAAAAUCCCAACCGAGGUCUAUCUUUUUUGGAUAUGAAUGCUGGAUUUCCAAGAGAACAUAUAAAGAGUACUAACUCGAAUGAGGAGGAAGAAAACGUUGGAAAAAAACUAAAAAUCGCGCAAUCAUCUCCAGAAUUAGGCAAUUCUGAAUCCGAAAGCCUUCUUGAUAGCCACCAGACGACAUUGAUGAAUCUGAGGUCUUCUAACAAGAGAUUAAGAAGGACAACAACAUCUUCAGGGAGAGAAGUGGCACAAACCCAUGUGGAAGCCGAGAGACUGCGCAGGGAAAAGCUCAACCACCGAUUCUAUGCUCUUCGGAGCGUGGUUCCGAACGUGUCAAGAAUGGACAAAGCAUCUUUACUAGGAGAUGCAGUCACAUACAUCAACGAACUCAAGUCAAAAGUGGAAGAAUUAGAUGGAAAGCUCCGCGAAGAGGUGAGAAGAUCAAGAUAUAUUACAGAUGCAUUUUAUAAUGAUCCCAGUCUCAUUCAAAGCAUUUCAACUACAAGUCAUGCAUCUGGUGCAAGAUCCUUACUCUUGAGUUGCGGAAGGAUUCAGAUGGAAGUCGACAUCAAGAUUCUCGGGUCACGGGCUAUGAUACAUGUCCAGAGUCCUGAUAUAAACUACCCUUGGGCGAGAUUAAUGGAUGCACUGAGAAUUCUAGAGUUCCGAGUUCAUCAUGCGAGUGUGUCCAGUGUUAAAGACCUCAUUCUUCAAGAUGUUGUGAUUAAGGUUCCGGAUGGUAUAACAGAUGAAGAAGGUUUGAAAUCUGCAAUACUAGGAACUCUGCAGAUUUGAUGUAUACAUAUAUUUAUGUAUACGCCACAUAGUUCUAAUCAUCUGCAAGCUAAAUUUCCAUAGCUCCAACCUUCAUCUCCUCGCCCGCGAAGAGCAAUACUUAAUUAAUUGAUCAGGGGUAAUGUAGUUUUAAAUAUUUUAGUCAAUUAGGGCACGUAUGUUUGUGGGUGUUUUUUCAUCUCCAUUUCUUCUGUAU